GUUUCCCGAGGAUCCGUGAUCGAACUUCACACUACAUUGACGAGCAAUGGCCCAUGGAUGCAUUUGUGUUCGCAUUGAACGCUGCUCGACUUCAAGAGGACCUUAGGAUGACUCAGGAGUUGUGAAAGAGUUUUGGACGUGUGUCUUAUGCUCAGGCUGUGCUUCCUAUGUGUUGUUCACCUCGUUCUGACUCAUCACCGUCCACCGUGUGCACGCCGACACUUUGUGACCGUGCUGCGCAGAGUCUGCGCUACGAGCACGUCGUCGAUGAACGUUCAAGACUCGCUUUUCAAACCCGCUUUGUCUUCACGUUGUCAACGUUGUCAGACGUAUGAGACAAACUAUACAUCUUACAGCUGAUCCUCAAGGAAGGAUAACGAGUCCUAGACGUCUUCGUCCCGCUGUUCAGGAGUGCUAGGAAGUGUCCCCGGUAGUACGCAUCGGCCAAUAGCAUCAGACAUCUAGAUACGAGUCCGAUUUUCCCGUGCUGCUGUUACUGCGGUAUCAGGCAAACAGAGAGGCGGCUUGUGUAGUGGUUCGCGAGAUGUGGUCCAGUGUAGCCUGACGCCGCCUCAGCGGACUCGAGUUGUCAGGUCAAGGUGCGUAACGCCCG
Rhodofomes roseus is the source of this 613-nucleotide messenger RNA. RefSeq lists its product as uncharacterized. NCBI's taxonomy places the organism in Eukaryota, Fungi, Basidiomycota, Agaricomycetes, Polyporales, Fomitopsidaceae. The record is from RefSeq and is a predicted model, not a curated record. The transcript has 3 exons. Bases 148 to 360 code for a protein of 70 amino acids.